CUGCCGUCCUGUGUUUACUCUAUAUUCGUACUUUCACAAAUGUUGCACAGCUGCAGCAAUGUCGGGAGCAUGGGUGCAGUACCGGAAGCCGACAACAAUACUCCAGCGCAGCCAGCCGCGCCUGUACACCCGUUCUUUAUGUCGCGGUCGGCAAAGCGCACACAGACACAGACAGCCACUGGUGAUGCAACGGCCAAACGGUCCAAACCGGUGGUGGUAGAAAAGCGCGGCCGUAAGCCGAACUCCCUUGCGCAGCCAAAGCCCGGAAAGAAGAAGCAGCAGACGCUGCUUGGAUUAAAGCCCGCAGCCAAGGAUACGGCGCCUGAGCAGCAGAUCGACAAGGCAGGAACAGACACCAGCAACGACGAUGGGCCAGCGAGUGUGCCUGCUGUCGAACCCAAGCCGUUUGCCAGCAUCAACUCCGAAGCCGACUUGCGCAAACUGGAUCGAAUGGCCGCAAGGGCCCAGGGUACUCCAGCACCCUAUCCAACAGUGGAGUCCUCGCAUGUACCCACUCCAAAGUUCCUGCCAUAUAUAGCAAAUCAUGCAGUCAGGGUUCCUGAUGCCACAGCACGGGGAAUCCAGUCUGCAGAACCUCUGCCAGAUUCGGCAUGGCGCUCACUGGUCGGUUCGUUGCUUAGCCCGCAUGCUGCUCGCCAAGUGCACAAUCCUCUGCAUAUCCCCGUACGCGCGACAUUCGGUAUUGCACUCCCAAAGCUACCAGCGCACGCGCUUCAUUGUGCGCCACUGCUCCGUGCGCUUGUAAACGAAUCCGUCAGCAAUCCCGCCGUGCAGCUGCUUGCAUCGCGCUACCACCCGCGCAAGGCACGUGAGGUCCUAGGCAACAAUCGCGCUGUCGGCCUGCUCCAUUCCUGGAUUGACAGUAUGCGGCUGAAGCACUCGUCGGCAAAUGCAGCAGACGUGGGUAAGCAAUCUGCUGGCAGAUUAGCGAGUGUACGCGGCAGACACGCACGUCCUUCACGGACCCGCCGCCGAAUUCUCGAUACCGACGAUAGCGACAGUCUCUUAGACGGCAGCAAUGACGGGUUUGAUGAUGACGACGACGAUGAUGAUUUUAUGCCGACGCCAAAGCCCCGGCGCCGUGGCCGUGCAGCUGGAAACGACAAGGAGCUGAACGACAUUCUGGCAUGGGCAAACAGCGAUGGUACGCUGAGCAGUGUGCGCGAGAAACGACGCGCUGUUUGGCGCAGCGGCAGCGAUACGGAGCCCGAGACGUUCUCCAACAUCAUCCUGCUGGAAGGCCCCUCGGGGUCAUGCAAGACCGCCGCUGUCUACGCAUGCGCUGACGACCUCGGCUUCCAGGUGCAUGAGAUCCACCCUGGCCAGAAACGCAGUGGCAAAGAUAUUCUUUCUGCCCUUGAGGAUCUGAUUCAGAGCCACACAAUUUCAGCGCCCUCGAAUCUGCCGUAUUACAGCCAGCCCGGCGCUUCAAGCGCUGGCAGCAAUACCAUGUCGACGGAGAACCAGAUGCUGAUCUUGAUUGAGCAGGUUGAUGUGCUGUUUGAGCAGGACCAGCGCAUGUGGCCGGCACUGAAGCAGCUGGCGCAUAAGAGCCGUCGGCCUAUCGUGCUCACCUGCACGGACACGUCGUGUGUGCGAUGGGGUGCAAGCAACUUCCACUCGGUGCUCAGCUUCCGUAGACCCACAGAAGACAUCUUGGUGCCGUACUGCUUCCUGUUGUGUCUCAUCGAAGGCGCACUGGUCUCGCCCGCCGAGCUAUCUCAAGUGUGCCGCGAGUCCGAGUGCAAUAUCAACCGGAUGCUCAGCGUAUUGGAGCUGGCGAUAUGCGAAGCCAGAUCAAGGCAAAAUCUGGAAGAGAAUUCGCCACCCAGGGACAUCGAUCUUAGCGGCACCCUCGCUUGGCUGUUUCGGCCAUUAGAAGCCGGCGAGACAUCGAGCACCUGCUACAACUUUUGGCGGGAGCUGGUUGUUUCGGCCCAGCCGGCGACACCAGAGUGGUUUCGCUUGUGGCCGGAUCUGCCACCAGACCCAGUCAGAGUCGACUAUGACACAGGCAGUGAGAGCCGUCCACCGCAGAGACUUGGGUCGCUGUUCAAGAGACCCCUGUCUGCACAUCAGAACACAUUCUUCUCAAAGCCAGCUCCGACGAUAGAGCCGCACGCUGACAAAUGCCCGAAUCCGACGCUUGUUUGCCGCACUGUCAUCCCAGUCUCCCUGCACAUCACGCCGAAUAUACCGGCAGACCAGCCAGAGUCUGACGACUCUACGCCGCCGACAAACCAGGACCCGAGUGCGGAGCAGGCCCAGCUGGAUCGCCUUGCCGACUCGCUCGAUAUGCUCUCGCUAGCCAGCGCGACAGUUGGGAUGACCCAGACCGACCACGAGCUGCAAUUAGAGCAGACGUUUGGGGCCGCAAACCCAAUGCUCGACGAAUGCCUGGGUGUCUACUAUGUUAAGCUCGACUCGGAUGUGCUCUCUCGUCAAUCGCCAGCAUGUCUCCUCGAUAGCCCCACUGAUGAGUGCUGCGCUGGCGAGAACGCAAUCUACCGCUGGCUAACAUCGGCAGAAGUGAAGAGAAGCGGAAUUACAGAUGUUUCACAGAGCAUGUCUCCAAACAGCUUCCGCUCAGAGCUCACGGCACACGACCACAAGCGCAGUGGCGUGCUACAGGAUCUGUGCUGUGCCCUAGACCUUAUCGGGCAUCGGCGUGAGCGCACUCCAUCUAUGUCGCUGCAGGACACAGCAGCGUAUCUUGCAUAUAUGGUCACAUGGGACAGCGUCCACCAAGGCAAGAUUGAGGCACCUGCCAGAGCACAGACGACAUAUGCGCCGUUUGGCGAAGAGGCGCUCUCCCGCAUCGGCAUCCGGCGAACCCGCAUGAAUACCUACCGCGCACACAUCAAGCGGGUCCCGGCACCCAUGCAAACGCUCCUCAUCAACUGGGCGACAUUUCCCUCACCAACAUAAAAAGGUAGCGCUGUGAAUUGGGAUCUAGGAAAAUAAAAAAGAACAUAACC
Molecule: messenger RNA, 2999 nt
Organism: Linderina pennispora
Lineage: Eukaryota; Fungi; Kickxellomycota; Kickxellomycetes; Kickxellales; Kickxellaceae
Exons: 1
Coding region: 70-2949 (959 amino acids)
Cellular component (GO): nucleus
Molecular function (GO): DNA binding
Source: RefSeq, a predicted model, not a curated record